CUCUAAAACCCUGAAAAGCCGAUCAAACCCUAGCGAACCCAUUACCUGGCAUCGAUGGCCACCAAGAAGCGGAAAGUCGACCAAGAGGAUGAGCUCCUCAUCUCCGCCGCCCCAAACCAUGCCGGCGAACUUCUCCCCCAGGCCCCUCACCAGCCCGUCGUGUAUACCCCGGCCCCGGCCUCUGACGAAGAGGAAGGCGGCGAGGACGAUGACGACGAUGACGUGGGGAAGCUGCUGGAGCCGCUGUCGAGGGACCAGCUUGUCGCCAUCCUCCGAACCACCGCUGCCGCAGACCCCGCCACUCUCGUGGAGAUCCGCCGCGUUGCCGACCUCGAUCCCGCACACCGCAAGCUCUUCGUUCACGGUCUCGGCUGGGAAACCACCGCCGAGGGCCUCCGCGCGGCCUUCGGCAGCUACGGUGACAUCGACGACUGCCGCGUCAUCGUCGACAAGGGUAGCGGCCGAUCCAAGGGUUACGGCUUCGUCCUCUUUCGCCACCGCGUCUCCGCUCGGCGUGCCCUUCGCCGCCCCCAGAAGCUCAUCGAUAAUCGCAUGACCUCCUGCCAGUUGGCCUCCUCCGGCCCCUCCGCGCCGUCCUCCCAUCAUCACAACUCCGGCCCGCAGCACCACCAAAACCUUAAUCCUAGUCCUGGCCCCGCCUCUCAUCAGGACAACAUCUCGAGGAAGAUCUAUGUGGGGAACGUCCAUUCCGACGUCGACGGCGGCCGCCUCCUUGCCUUUUUCUCCCAGUACGGCGAGAUCGAGGAGGGUCCCAUCGGCUUUGAUCGACACACCGGGAAGCCGAAAGGGUACGCCCUGUUUGUCUAUAAGACGGUGGAUGGCGCGCUGAGGGCCCUCGAAGAGCCAAACAAGAAUUUUGAGGGCCAUCUGCUCCACUGCCAGCGGGCCACUGAUAACAAGAGUAAGGCAGCGUCCCUUCAGAAUGCUGCGGCACCGCCAAGUGUCGCAUCCAGCACAGGAGCUCUCAAUGGGUCCGGUUAUGCAGGGACUACGUCUGAUAUGGGGUUAGCACAGCAAGCUGCCAUGUUAGGUCAGGGAUUUAUGGGCAUGGCUGGGGCUCAAGCUUAUGCUCCGGGAAUGCAACCAAAUGCUGCAUUGCUCACUCUUCUGGCAGCAGCUGGGCAGAAUCCGGCAGCUUUCGGAGUCACACCAGCCAUGCUUGCUUCUUUGAACCCUGCUUUUGCUGCUGCAUUUGGUGUCCCGGGGAGCCAACAGGCUGUGCCUUCUUCAGUGAUCCCGCAGGCGGCACAGGUGCCAAACUAUGGGAUGGGAAGUGUUGCAUAUCAGGGACCUCCAGGAUUUCAGGGGUCUACUGGGUUUCAGGGAGCUUCUGGUUUUCAAGGUUCACCAGGGCUCCAAGGCCCUCCAGGUUUCCAGGGAACUCAGCCAAUUUCUCAACAAGGAGGAGGUGGCACUUCUUACCAGGGAGUUGCAGCAGUGCAGGGUCCUAUGUCAAGGCCACCAACUGGACCAAUGGGUGGAUACUGAUUACUCUAGGUUUUAAAAUCAAUAGUAUGUGAAAUUCAAUAUAUCUCAUUGACUCAUCCAAAUUUUUAUCACUUACAUUGGUUAAUGAGGCUGUUGUAGCUGCAGCAUGCUUUCUCUAAUCCCUACACCACCGUUCUGUAAGGUAGAUCUCCUGUAUUGUUUAUCUCAAAAUCAUUCUUGUUUCACUUCAUUACAUGGCAUUCUGCUAAGACUUUGUUUUUCCUUGGUUAUCACCGUUAUGUAAAUAUCCUUUAUAAAUUGAAUAUUGACUUGCACAAUGGAAUUGCAAUGAAUUAAUCUGGAGAAAUGGAUUAUGUUGUGGAGUUCAUUUUAAAUUUGAUAAGCAUGAAUUGUUAUGGUUUAUUUCUGUUUGCAUGCUUUCACCACAUUAAGUUGAAUAUUUUUUCUUACUGUUGCAACUUCUUUGCCACUGAAUAACAAAUGAAUGUCUGAAGUCCUACUGAAAUAUAAUCUGGCAGAUGUUUUAGAAAAGUCAAUGUCAUGUUGUAUUUUUCUUAUACUAGUUUGCUAUAAGAAAUCAUGUGAGGUGUAGAGACUAUAUAACCUUCCAUCAAAAUAUGCACUGGUGCUGCUUGGCUUUUGGAUCAUCUCCAUAACUACUUGUUUCUGAGCUGUUACCUUACAAUAGUCCCAAAGAAUAAGCCAAGUUGGUUUGAAUGGUCGGCUAGUUGUAAUGUCCACUCAAAUAGUCAAAACUCUAGUAGAUGACUGAAGCUUAUGAUUUGCUAUGCUGAUUACAACAAUGUUGGCACGAAUCUUUUGGCUGGUUGCUUUUGCCAUACAACUGGGAGGAAAAACAAAGUCACGAUUAUAGAAUUCUUUAGCUGACAAUUAUGCUAACUUUGCUGUGCGAUGAACUUCUUUACCUUUUAUCUCUGUUUCUCACCUCCUCAAGUUGACAAGUGUGACUGACAUCCAGGAUGCCAUAGCUCUUUGCGAAGUAGUUGCAUCCCAGUAUCUGCUGGUGAGUGGUCAAUGUGGAGGGAUCAUUGGAGCCAAGGUGGGAUGGGAAAUUGUAUAUUCUGCUGCUUCAUCUCAGACUUGUGUGUGCGUUUAUGUCAAAAUGCAGUAGGGAUCAUAGUGUUUAUCAUGGCUGUCGAACUAAUCUGGGAUAUACGAGGAUAUAACCUAAAAAGGACUCAAUUCUGAUGUACAGGGAUGAAAUUCUGAUUUAAAACAAAACAAAAUGUAUUUUUUAUGCCUUUAUAAAUUAAUUUCUGGAAACUACAAAUGUGUAUUCUAUGACAAAUAGGUCCUAUUUAUAAGACUAAUCAUUACUUUUUCAACUAUUAUAUUUUUUGUCUCUUCUAUUUUCUACUCUUCUAUUCUUCUUAUCUUGUUUGUUCUCCCCUUUUCCCUUUUUUCUCCCUUCCCUUUCUAUUUUUUUCACACCAUGACCUACUCUCCCACGAGUAUGCUACCCUGUGAUGCAAAAUUAGAUCCCAUGGACUUACCUCUCUAUUUGUUACAUAGCAGCAGUUUGUAGUGCAAACGAGUACCACCAUUUCUCGUCCCUUUUGUCUCCUUUGAUUCUUCCUCCAUGUCCUUAUUGUGCAUCUGGUUGAUAAUGGCUGCUGCAUGUUGUGGCUUUCAUCUUUCUUUUCAUUCUUAGCGAAUGGAUAGAAUCAUGUCUAGAUGAACUAGUAGUCAUGAUCUUUGGUUGAAUUGGACACAAUCCAUACUAGAAUCCUUGUAAUGUCAGGUAAAACUGGUAUGGCGGGACAAUCUGUCAGACUGUGAGGACCAAUUUUAUACGCUAAGUGCUGUACAAGUAUAGUAUAAUAUAACUUGUAAUGUAUAGCAUAUAAUUUUAUUUAGUAUAGUUUAUGCUACAGGGUAUAAUAUGCAUGUAUUUUUUAAAGAAAAAAUGAUAAUUAACUUAAAAGUCACGUACAGAAUAUGCCUCUAGUCUACAUGCAUAAUAUAUUAUGCAUGUACACUAUCCUGUACUUGUGUAGUUAGCACAGUAUAAUAUAUAGUAUGAUGUAAUUUAGUAUUCUAUAGUAUUUUAUAAUGCAAGGCUUGCAAGAUUGGUAGGACCAGAUCAAUCAAUGAGGAUUGGCAUAAGAAAAUUCAAAAAUCAAAAUGUUCAAAAAAAGAUAAGAAAAGAAGCAAACGAAAAAUGAUGUAUUUUAAAAGAAAAGUGUACAUACAAAUCUGUGCUUUCGAUUUGCAAAUCUGUACAUACAAAUUUCUUUGCUAGUCCUGAUCCUAUGAGCUUUAGAUUUAUACAAUAAUGAACAAGUGCCAUGUCUGUUCACUGUGACGUUCUGAUGUGAACCAAAUGGUAAUAAAGGGUGGCCUAGUGCAUUAGGCUCCUACAAUCUUAUGCAGUUGUACACCCGUAAACAGAGUGAUUGCCUUCACAUGGAUCAUAUAUUGAUAGGCAUAUAAUUAUUUCUUAUUAUGCAUUGUUAGGUUCAUUAUUUGGUGUAAUUGCAUGUGGUUUAUUUGAUGGAAGCGUUGGAAAAUGAAAGGUAACUAAGAGAGAACAUGCAUCUGUUUUUCAGUCUAUAUCUUUCAUUCAUAGUGGUUCCAGAAUCUAGAUGAUUAACGUGUAGCUUGGCUAUCAUAUUCUCAUCUAUUGUUUGUUUAUUUAUUAAGUGCCACCAUGCUGAGAUGCAUAGUUCCAGCUUACUGUGGCCAUAUUCUCUUAAAUUUUCUUUUUUUUUUCUCAAAGAGUUUAUGUUGGGUGUAACAAUGAGUUGGGCAUGGAUAUGACUUAAGACAGUUGCAUCCUUGUAAAAUCCUUGAUUCUAGGCUCUAAAGUUGGUGUCUACCAUGGAAAACAAAUCAUCUUGACAAAUGUUAUAUCUGAUAUAACACCCAAGUCAGUUUUGUCUAGUGCUUUGAGUGAUAUUACAUACAGCUUUCUUCCCUAUAUAUAUAUAUACCUAAUCAGACCACUAAACUUGUUUACAUGUUAAACUCUCCACCAAUUUGGAUGCCUUGCCUAUUCGGACUACUACCUGAUAAGUGUGAGUCUGACUUCUACUGUUGGACUCUUAUGUAAUAAUGAUGUUAGUGGUGGCUAUUAAAAUUUAGUUAUUCAAUGUUUUCAUGAAAUUUGGAAGGUAUUACUAGAAACUUGUAGGCCAACUAGUUACAAUGGAGUUUGAUGGGCAUGUCUCUCCUUUUUACAAAAGAAUUUAUAAAUGGUGAUUAUAAAUGUAAUAUCAAGUUAUAUGGAAACAUGUGCUUCUUAUUGUUCCUCACACUUUGCUGUUUGGGACAGGAAUGAGAUGAAAGGGUGACUUCAUUUGGACCUUCACAUCUUGAAAGCAAUGUUGCCUUAGUCUUUUGCCUUUGGUUGUUGAAAGAUAGGUAAAAAAACUUUGCUCUCCAGGUGUAGGAUUGUUUACAUUGUCGAGUGAAUGUGGUCAAUGUUCUUUAUAUGUCAAUGGUUGAUUUAAGAGUUAGUAUGUAUCAAUUAUGCUAAUGCCUUGUUACAAAAUCUAUAUUCGAAAUGUUGUGUGAACAUGGAGUUUUCUCAUCAAGAAUGACCACAAAUGUUGCAGGCUAAA
Molecule: messenger RNA, 5054 nt
Organism: Musa acuminata AAA Group (dessert banana)
Lineage: Eukaryota; Viridiplantae; Streptophyta; Magnoliopsida; Zingiberales; Musaceae
Product: UBP1-associated protein 2B-like
Exons: 2
Coding region: 55-1509 (484 amino acids)
Cellular component (GO): nucleus
Molecular function (GO): RNA binding
Source: RefSeq, a predicted model, not a curated record